Molecule: messenger RNA, 2520 nt
Organism: Akanthomyces muscarius
Lineage: Eukaryota; Fungi; Ascomycota; Sordariomycetes; Hypocreales; Cordycipitaceae
Exons: 2
Coding region: 1-2520 (839 amino acids)
Biological process (GO): lipid metabolic process
Molecular function (GO): triacylglycerol lipase activity
Source: RefSeq, a predicted model, not a curated record
AUGCCGAGCAGAGACAAGGAAAAGUCCAAGCCAAAGGCGGCGCCGCCCAAGGCCGCAACAUCGACGACGGCUUCUCCCUCGGCUUCUUCGUUGCCACCCAACUAUGGAUUUCCUCCCGAGGCGUUUGACGUCUCGCGCCUCCCCGAUGCGAACCACGAAUUCCUCUCACCAGGCGACAUGGCCGCCUUUGAGACGGCGCUGCUGGCACCCGAUCACAGCGCCGCACAGAACCUAGCGCAGCACUCGCGGCGCGGUUCGCACGACAUGCUGCGCUCGCCCAAGAGCCCCGGGUCCUUUAGCAUAACCCGGCGCGACUCGCAGAGCCUCGGCGCUGGCUUCGACGACGGCGACAACAACGACAGCAGCGCGCUGGCCACGGCGGCGGCAGCAGCCGCUGCAAAUGGCGACUUUAGUAGCGACGCGGCGGCGGCUGCGCGAGCUUCCUCACCGGCGCCCGGCGGACACGGCACAUUUGUGACGGCGCAGAACGACUGGGCGCCCAUUAGCUCGCGUUUCUACCGGAAGAGCAAACGCAAGCCGGCAGCGGCUAGCAGCGCCGGGUCGGCGACGACCAGACCCAAGAAGAGGCGCAGACGGGCCAAGCGUGCUGUGGAGGGCCUGCUCGGCACACGCAGCAAAGACGAGACGCGCGACGGGUACCUGUACCUCCUGGCCAAGUGGCCACUGCUGCUGUUCGUCUUUGGCUGGCUCCUGAUCCUGGGAGUGCUGUACCUGGCCACGCGGUUCUAUAUUGUCGUCUACGAGCAGUUCUUUACGUGGCGCGGCCAGCGCGAGAGCCUGCGGCGGGAGCUGCGCAAGGCCACGACGUACCAGGAGUGGGUGCGCGCGGCGCGGGCGCUGGAUGCGUUUCUAGGCCGCAAGACGUGGCGCGAGGAGAAUGACUUUGCAUACUACGACAGCAAGACUGUGAAGCGCGUCUGGGACCAGAUGAAGAAGACGAGAGCCAAGGCGGAGACGGAGGAAAAGGAUACGGUGGCGGCCGCGGCGGCCAAGGUGGGCAAGGGAGCAGGAAGUGGAGGGGAGGGAACCCGAGCCGUGGAGGAGCUCAAGGCGCUCACCGAGGCGUGCGUCAAGAACAACUUUGUGGGUAUUGACAAUCCAAAGCUGUACAGCCAGACGUACUACGGAACCAAGAAUCUCGUUCAAAAUUUCGUCGACGAGGUGGAGAGAAGUCUCAAAUUUCUGCUCAGCACGAAGCAGCUUUCGAUGGAGGAGAAGAGAGUCUUGUUCAAGCACGUGCAGGCCAACUUUGGAAGAACGGCGCUCUGCCUGUCGGGCGGCGCGAGCUUUGCGUAUUACCACUUUGGCCUCGUUCGAGCGCUGCUGGACGCUGACCUGCUCCCGGAUGUCAUUACGGGCACUAGCGGCGGCGCUCUCAUUGCUGGCCUCGUCGCCACGCGAACGAAUGAGGAGCUGGACAAGCUGCUUGUGCCAUCGCUCGCGUCGCAGAUCAAUGCCUGCUCCGAGGGCAUCUCGACGUGGUUUCCGCGGUGGUGGCGCACCGGCGCGCGCUUCGACUCUGUCAAGUGGGCGGCGCAGUGCAGCUGGUGGACACGCGGCUCCAUGACCUUUCGCGAGGCCUACGAGCGCACCGGGCGCAUCCUCAACGUCAGCUGCGUGCCGGCCGACCCGCACUCGCCGACGAUUCUGUGCAACUACCUGACGAGUCCAGACUGCGUCAUCUGGUCGGCGGUACUGGCGUCGGCGGCGGUCCCCGGCAUCCUGAACCCAGUGGUUCUGAUGAUGAAGAACCCCAACGGGACGCUCGCGCCGUACUCGUUUGGUCACAAGUGGAAGGACGGCAGCCUGCGGACCGACAUUCCUAUCAAGGCGCUCAACACGCACUUUAACGUCAACUUUACGAUUGUCAGCCAGGUGAACCCGCACGUCAACCUCUUCUUCUUCUCGUCGCGCGGCAGCGUGGGCCACCCGGUGACGCACCGCAAGGGCCGCGGCUGGCGCGGCGGCUUCCUCAUGUCGGCGACGGAGCACUAUCUCAAGCUGGACAUGAACAAGUGGCUGCGCUUCAUCCGUCACGCAGAGCUGCUGCCGCGGCCGCUCGGCCAGGACUGGAGCCAGCUGUGGCUGCAGCAGUUUAGCGGCACCAUUACAAUCUGGCCCAAGUCGGUGCCGUCGGACUUUUACCACAUCCUGUCGGACCCGGACUCGGCGCGGCUGGCGCGCAUGCUGCACGAGGGAAAGCAGGGCGCGUUUCCGACGCUCAAGUUCAUCGGCAACAGGCUCAAGAUUGAGAGGCUGAUUGACCAGGGCCGCGUCGAGUCCAGGCCGUGGGUGCGCAGGGGCAGCCUGGAGAGGAUCCUGAGCGAGGAUGAUUUGAGGAGCAUCCUGGUCGGCGAGAUGAUGACGACGAGCGGCAACGGGGCGACGACGGAGGAGGAGACUACGGAUGUGGAUGAGGAGGUGAUUGUGGAGGAUGAACAUGGAGAGGCAGCGGAGGCGGCAGAGGAAGACGCAGGAUUGUUCAUCAAGAAGAGGUGA